Fusarium odoratissimum NRRL 54006 is the source of this 658-nucleotide messenger RNA. RefSeq lists its product as uncharacterized. Lineage: Eukaryota; Fungi; Ascomycota; Sordariomycetes; Hypocreales; Nectriaceae. The coding region runs from base 132 to 284 and encodes 50 amino acids. The transcript has 3 exons. The record is from RefSeq and is a predicted model, not a curated record.
GAACCGCGCUUGUUCAAAAUUCUUUGACCCAUGACAGCGAAACGAGAUAGCAUCAUACCCGAGUCUAUUUAGCUGUCAACGAGCGUUGCCCUUCAACCAAACACUUCUUCUUCGCUUAAAUUACAUACAAAAUGUUUGGAGGAUUCGCCCCCCCUCAGCAGUCUCAGGAGGAGAUCCGCGCUCUUGAGGCCGAUGCUGCCUUUACAGUCCAAGGUGCCAUUACCACUGCUGUCCUCCUCUACCUCUCUCCCUUCGCUAUCGACCUCGUCGGCAAGAUCUUCUAAAUACCAAUAACACCGUUUACGACUAUGAAUCUGUCCGUGUCGUCUUUGAUAGUGUUAUGAGCCUGCAGAAAUGCGGUCGAUGGUGCUUCCGCCGCGCCAUGUACAAUAGAACCGGUUUAGAUGGGACGGGCGGGAAGUCAUGAUUAAUCUGUAACAAUACAUAUCCCAAGACGUGGUAAAAGCCGCGCAGCAACAUUCCUCACGAGAUCAAAAUGCACCAUAUCCGUUCCCAGUUCAUAAACCCAAUAGAGGUAUCACUUGCUGUGUCGAUAUUAUUCUUAGACUUUACAAAGAGUUACGUUUCGUAUCCUAUGACGCCUAGGAUGAAUACCCAGUCCUGACUCCAACUCUAUUUCACCAAUAUACAUCCUAAC